AUGCAACAAUAGAUGAGAAACAAAUAAAUAGGUAUAGUCACCAAAGUUGCUACAACUGUGCACACAAUCUUAUUAUUUUUAUUAGUCGUGUCGGCUUGCUUGAAAUUGAAUCAAGAUUUCUUAAUUUCUAUUUUAUUAGCUCAAGCAGUCUGGCAAUAGCUGGUAAUAGAGACACUUCAUCUUAGAUUAAAUAGAUUUAAUUAUUUAGAAGAAUAAGAAUAAAUUAGAAAGAGAUUUGGGCUUUCAACCUAAAAAAGCAAAGAUUCUUCUUUAUGGUAUUAUAGAAAACAACUUAUAUUACCAGCAAUUGUUUUAGCGCUUUUUUUAUUUACAGAAUAGUCAUAUGAGGAUUUAGAAUAUUGUUUUAUUUCUGUCCAUGGACUUCUAUAAAUUUACCAAGGUUCUAUUAUUCUUGUAGUUGGAAUCAGAAUGCAUAUUGAAUAGAAUGAUGACUAUAAUACUGAUUUAGAAAGUGAAGGAUUAAUAAUGAAAAGCAAUAUGAUGUUGAGGAGAUCAGAAGUCAGAACACAAAGGUGGAAGACUUUUGUAAAUCUAAUAAAGAAGUUUUAUGUCAAGGCCUUAGCAAUAUAUUUCUGUUUAAGCGUGAUUUAUGAAUUCUAUGCCAUCUUUCUUAAUAUGCCACCUUUCGAUUUACUCUCAUUUAUUUGUAAUUAUUAUCAAACCCAAGUUUCAAUCUAUGCCUUAAUUAUUUGUUAACUGCAAAUUCUUUUAGUGCUACUAUAUAUAGGAAAUGCCAUCAUUCAAAAGAGAGUGAAUAGAGUUAAAAGGCUCUAUGAGCAUGUGACAAAGGAAUAGGAAAAGCUUUUUCGAAGUAAUCUAUUUAUCGCUUACUAUUAUUAUAUUUUUAUAUUAUAAUAGUAUGUCAGGAAAAAUUGUAACUAAAUUAAUCGAUAUGAAAGUCAAUUAGUUUGGUUUGAUUGCAAUCUUACUAAACACAAUUAGAAUUAUUGA
Molecule: messenger RNA, 972 nt
Organism: Paramecium tetraurelia
Lineage: Eukaryota; Ciliophora; Oligohymenophorea; Peniculida; Parameciidae
Exons: 3
Source: RefSeq, a predicted model, not a curated record